This is a messenger RNA of Vespa velutina, 9307 nucleotides long. RefSeq lists its product as uncharacterized. Gene Ontology annotation, cellular component: postsynaptic membrane; cell surface; synapse. NCBI's taxonomy places the organism in Eukaryota, Metazoa, Arthropoda, Insecta, Hymenoptera, Vespidae. Gene Ontology annotation, biological process: synaptic vesicle endocytosis; postsynaptic membrane assembly; chemical synaptic transmission. The record is from RefSeq and is a predicted model, not a curated record. Gene Ontology annotation, molecular function: signaling receptor activity; neurexin family protein binding. The transcript has 14 exons. Bases 3699 to 8267 code for a protein of 1522 amino acids.
GCCGAAACACCACGGACGCGAAUUCGUCGGAAGAUAAAAAUUUUCUUUCACUUAUUCCAUGUGUUUAUGCCAUGUGUUUUAAGAACAAAAAAAAAAGAAAAAGAAACAAGAAAGAGGAAAAGAAAAGAAUAAAUUGAAAGGAAGAAAAAAGAUUGGAAAAAGGUGAGAAAAAAGGGAAAAAAAAAGCGAAAGCGAAGAAACCAGUGAAAGGAAUCUUUUUAUUUUCUUUUUUCACGAACUUUCAAGAAAUAUUCAAUAACAAAGGAUUUCGUAUGAGCUUUCUUCCCGAAGUAAAAGAAUUAAACGUUGUUUUAGACGUUGCGACGCGAUGGCGUCGCUCGCGAACUUCGCAUCAUAAACUUUGGAACGAUCGAAAAUUUUCCAAGAAUAUUCUAUAUACUCCACGACUCUAACGUUCUUUCCUCAUUUCAUCGUGUAAUUUUCUCAUCGUGAUUGUGUGGUGAGAGGUGAAGGGGGGAGGGGCGGGAUUUUUCUCGCGUGAAACAUUUUUCCCCGUUGUUGCCGAUGGAAAAGGAAGGAAAUCGAAAAUAUAACAUGAUACGCAAAUGAGAACAUUAGCAUCUGGCGAAAUUUUCUCAAUGAAAUUACUUACUGACGUUUUCUGUAUACGUAUUUGUGCAUGAGUAUGUAUAUAUGUAUGUGUACGGUAGUGUAUGUGUGUGAGAGAGAAAGAGAGAGAGAGAAUAAAAGAAAGAGAAAGGGAAAACAAAGAUAAAGGUGCAAACAAGCGACAGUUGAUUAAGAAAGACGUGUUAUACCAAGAUGAAACUUCUUGAUAGUAUUCUUGUUCUUGAUAAAAAAAAAAAAGAACUUUCUGUUCUGGAAAGAGCAUUGAAAUAGAGUUACGUUGACUAUGAUGAAAAUUAAACAUAAAGAAAAAGAAAAAGACAAAGAGAAAUAAAGAGAGAUGCAUUAAUUAAUGUCAGUUCAAAUAUUUCCGAUCCAAUAUUGUUUUAAAAUAUAAUUGACGUAAGAAUUAUAAUUAAGAAACAAGGAAAAAGAUGUUCCUCGUUAAAGAGUAAAGAAGAGAGGAGAGAAAGAGAGAAAGAGAGUGGGAGGAGGGAGAUAGAACGUGUUUACAAAGGGAUUACAAUAAUUUUUUGAAAUAUGUGUCGAGUAAGUAAUGAAAACUUUGUUAUGACAAGACCGUAGAAGAGGAAAAUUUUAUCGUUGUUCCUUCAUUUUCGACGCAGUCGUCGAAUAGCUGAAUCUCUUGUGAUAUCCUAGAUUCAACCGAAAUAACUAAGUUACUUCGUUGGUAUGCAUUUCGUUGUAAGAGAUCCUCGGAUGAUGUUGAGAAAAUAAGAAAGGAUAGAUAAACGGUAGAAAAUAUUUUCAAAUUCGUGACAUUGUAAAUAUAUAUGUAUAUGUAUGUACGCAUGUAUAUAUAUAUAUAUAUACCUUUUCAAUCGUCUCGGAAUUUAUUUAUUUAAAAAAAAAAAAAAAAAGAAAGAAAAAAAAAAAAAGAAAAUUCCAACGCGAUUUAAGUUAAGACUUUAUCUUUAAUAUCGGAAAAUGCUGCGUAAAUAUUUCGUAAAUUUAGUUUCUCUCAGUUUCUCGUCAAUCCUCCUUUCUCAUUUUCUCUCGUGCGAGAAACGAGAGGUAGAGAGAAAAGAGGAAGUUUAACGCGAACGUUUUCGAAGUUUGUUAGGCAACGCUUAACGUCAUUCCUAAGUUGGAAAUUGCAUUCGGCUAUAUUCGGAAUACUAGGUAUCUGUACUUACUUGCUAGAGUUAUCGAUGUAUGUAUACAUGACAGACGAUAUCAAACUCUACCGGAAAUUAAAAUCGGUAUAUAUUCCGUAAUUAGUACGUCAUUAGAAUUGCGUAUUUGGUUCGUUUCUGUUUAGUGGAUUUAUAUCAAGCGACGCAUCACUAUCUACAUUUUACAUUUACAUGUAUUUAACGCCAUCCAGUUAAAUAUAUAUAUGUUACAGAAGAUAAGUACGACAGGAGAAACAUAUUUUGACAUGUAAAACAUUUUAAAUAUAAAUGUGAAACAUUUUUUCAUAAUUCUAUAUAUAUAUAUAUAUAUAUAUCACAUACCAACAUGCCAAUUAAAAUAUUCUAGAGUGCUCAUUUAUAUGACUUUUAAUAAUAAUUUUUCAUUACUUAUUAUAUAAUUAUCUAGUAAAAUAUUUUUUAUUUUCCGUUUUGUUACAAUUUUAUUCUAACACGUUUUAUAACAUAGACCGUAUUAGAAAUUUUCAAAUUCUUACGAAAGUACUUUAUCGGAGAAUUGAACGUUGUAUAGAAAAGGAGAGAAAGACGAUCUUAUUUCAACACAGCAGGAAAGAAAAAAAGAAAGAAAGAAAGAAAGAAAGAAAGAAAGAAAGAAAGAAAGAAAGAAAAAAGAAAAGAAAAAAAAGAUAAAUAAAUAGACAUUCACGGGUUGGAUUUCUAAGAAAGUCCUUUCCGAAGCUCGUAAAUGGAGCGUAAAUUCGAAGGAUGAAGUUAUUCGUUGAUCGUUUGGAAAGAUAUCGUUUGUAGGAAGUUUAAGUGUGAGAGAAAUAAAGAGAUAGAUAGAUAGAUAGAUAGAUAGAUAGAUAGAUAGAUAGAGCAAGAGAGGGAGAGAGAGAGAGAGAGAGAGAAAGAGAGAGAGUGGGAGAAUGGGAGAUACAGAAAAAGAAAAAGAGGGGGAGAAAAUACAUAUACAUAUGCAUACAUAGAGAUAGUGGACGCGUUUAUACGUAUUUUAGUUCGAAAAUAGAGUAGGCGUUUGAGUGGUGUUCCUUUUCCCCGCGUAUGGAGCAACGCAUACGUGCGUUCACCCUUGUUUGCACCGUCGCCAAGAAUAUCGUUGAGAGCAACGUCGUCGAAAGUAACGUCGUCUUCGAAGCACGAGGACGCGCAAACGUUUUCAACUUUUGAACGAACGUGAACGGACGUAGUCUCUUGUGACUUUUUUUUCUUACAACGAUCGACAACGUCAAAGUCGUGACAUCGAGUGUGAUUUUCAUUUGAUUUUUCGUUCACGUUAUCAUGACUCUUCCUGUGAAAUUGAUAUAAAAGAAAAAAAAAAAAAAAAAAAAAAAAAAGAAAAAAAGAAAAAAGAGAGAGGAAACGAAAAAAGAAGAAAAAUUAGAAGAAGAAAGUAAUGAAAAAAUAAGAAAGUACGAAUAAUGGACGUACAAACAAAUGGACUUUGUUGAUUGUUCAGUGAAAAAGACAUAGAAUGAUGAUAAAUAUGAAAAAAAGUGUUUCGAUUUCAUCGUAAUAAAUUUUGCAAUUGAAAUUUUGGAUUAAUAAGAAAAACGAAAUGAAACGCAAAUGAAAAAUGAAUUAUGAGAAAUGGUGUAAAUCAUCAUCAUCAUCAUCAUCAUCGUCAUCAUCGACAAUAACAGUUUCAUCAUCCAGAUCUUAGCGAGUUCUUCUAAAUUUCAAUCCCAUAAAGGAGAGAGACAGUAUUAGAGUGACUUCCGGUGUUCCGGAAACGAAAAGAUAUUAGCGUUGGAAAUGAAGUUUGCAAAAGAAAUUAUUAAUUAAAAAAAAAAAAAAAAAAAAUAUAUAUAUAUAUAUACGAUUUUUAAUAAAAAAUUAAAAAUAAAAAAACCUUUCUAUUUCGAUAAGACGAAAAUUAACGAUCGAUUUAAGAUCGAUUGAUUUCGAUCAGUAUCGUGCAAUUCAAUGCUAAUUUUAUAAUCGGUGGACGAAUUAAAAAAGAAAUUGUUAAAACAAAUGUCGAAGAUGCUUCGUUUGGAGUUGCUUGGUGUUGUGCUUCUUGCUUGCACACAAAUUCUCACGGAACAUCGUGACUCACGUGAAACUCGUGCACCUUACAUCAAUUAUCCGAGGUAUCAUCAAGAAAGCUUGGAACCCGUGACGAAAGAUGUUAAAAUAAAACAUGGUCGAUUACGUGGGACCGUAGUCAAGCCGAGAACCAAUCACGAUCUUCAGUUAGUCGACGUUUUCCUCGGAGUCCCAUACGCCGAGCCUCCAGUCGGCUCGCUCAGGUUCACGCCACCGAGAUCACCGCAACCCUGGAGAGGAGUACGACAGUCUCUGGAAUUUGCUCCGGUUUGCCCGCAAGUACUACCGAAUCUUCGUGACGAGGUGAAACCAGCACGCUAUGAGUAUCUCGAGAGGCACUUGCAGUAUCUCAAGAACCAGAGCGAGGAUUGUCUCUACCUCAACAUCUAUGCUCCACAUCAACCAGAAGGACAAAGGAAUUUAAAAAAGUAUCCUGUAAUGGUGUUUAUACAUGGCGAAAGUUAUGAAUGGAACAGUGGUAAUCCAUACGAUGGCACCAUUCUAACGGCUUAUGGAAAUGUCGUUUUCGUCACCAUAAAUUUUCGCCUAGGCAUUUUAGGUUUUCUAAGACCAGGUACUAGGGACGACGCAGCGAGUAAUUUUGGAUUACUGGAUCAAAUAGCAGCGCUUUUAUGGCUCCGAGAAAAUAUUGCUGCCUUCGGUGGAGAUCCCAACAGUGUGACCUUAGUUGGUCACGGUACAGGUGCCAUUUUUGCUAACUUACUUCUCAUCAGUCCAGUUGCAAACAAUAAAGGUCUGUUCAAGCGAGCCAUUCUGAUGUCCGGCUCGGCGUUGAGCGCUGACGCCAUUGGCAAGGCGCCGCUGCAAAUUACCAAGCAGGUGGCGCACGCUUUGAAUUGUCCAACGACGACCGACAGCGAUUUGGCUCUUUGUCUGCGCUUUCAAGAUGUCGAAGCUCUUUUAAACGUGAAGAUUCACAAGCCGAAAUACGUGCCGGCGUUUGCACCUCUUGUUGACAAGGCAGUUAUACCGGAUAAACCUAUUAAUCUCAUGGAAAACACACAACUUUUUGGCAGAUUCGACUUGAUGUACGGCGUUACUGAGUCAGAAAAAUUUCAUAUUUUACCGCCCAUUGCUUUACUACAUGGUUUGUCAGAUAAUCAACGCGAUGAGAUACUUCGAGAUCAUGCUAAGGCUACGCACGAGUUGGAGCCAGAGCUCGUACUAUCAAAGAUUCUCGAACACUAUGGCGACUUUUACGGUGAAUUUACAGACGACUAUGCGACGAAGAAUAGGGAUAUGGUUCUGGAAGCAUUCUCUGACAGCGGUACUGUCGCACCAUUGAUAAUGACCGCCAAUUUACAUUCUAGGGCGAACCCGAAUAGUUACAUGUACGUCUUCUCUCAUCCGAAGGCUAUGCAAGAUUACUCCGGCCAACAACGACAACAGACGAUACACGGCGAAGAGCUGUCCUAUGUGCUCGGCGUUCCACUCGACAGAAGCAAGUACGACUUGCGUAUUCGAUACAACAUCGGCGAGACAUUGUUUUCCGAGGCCAUGAUGAAUUGGUGGUGCAGCUUCGCGUACAUCGGAAACCCGAACGCAGCUAAAAGAUAUCCAUAUUUGACCGACGGAUUAAAAGAAUGGGAACAGUAUGAGCUUCACUGGUUGGAGUACAACCCAAGAAAUCAAACUUAUUUUAAUUUAACUAUACCACCAAAGCUCGGCUCUCACUAUCGUUCCGCUGAGAUGCAAUUCUGGAAUGAGGACCUUCCUAACAUGCUGAGGCAUCCCAACAAAGACAUUCCGAUGUUCAGUCGACCAAAGGGUCCACGACCUGCGAUCCUCGACUUCGCUGAUGGGAUUGGUAAAUACGCGAAUGGCAGCUCCGACAGGAACUACGAUAUCCACAGUGCCUGGUUUACAACGAAGACUCCAUCGAGUAUUACUGAAAGUAAUUUGGAGGGGAGACCGUUGAUACCUUUCUUCAUAACAACGAAUCAGCCAAAUCUUGAAAGCACCACGCCUGAAUCAAGUUCUUUGAAAAGUUCUUCGGUGAUAGCGAUGAUGAUUGGUUUUGGCGUCGUAUUCCUCUUGAUCAACUUAUCCGCUUUCUUUUAUCUUUACCGAAAGCGUCAAGCAACGAAAAAGAAUGAAAAGCCUCUUAAAAGACGUCUCAGCCAGAAGGACGAAGCAUUCAAAAGGCCGAAGACAGAGAAACAAGAAAACCAUUAUGGUGACCUCGGUUAUAAGAGCGAUAGUAAGCCGGAUUUGAACGAGGUGAUAAAAAGUGACAAGGCUUACGACAACAAUUCGAACUUCGGUAGGAGGUCAAAACUUUCUCGAGAAAAUUCCAGUUCUACCAUCGACACCCAUAUUAAAGUUAGGGAAUGGAUACAGCAGGAAAUUGUACAUAGGUGUUCGCCGAGAUUUCUACGAAAAACUAGAGAAACAUUGGCGAAAGAGCAUCAGGCGAAAUUAACGAAACAAGAGGAAGAAGAAAAAUGGCGACUAGAAGAGGAAGCAUUGAAGGGUAAGAAAGAGGAACCUAUAUACGAUGAAAGUCCAACGAUCGUGGUAAGACCAGGUAAGAAGUCAAAAGUACCAAAGGUGUCGGUCGCUAUUGAUGCGACCCCAGCAACGAGGACCGAAUCCGUUUUGAAUCAAGUACCAAUCGAAUUGUCGAAAAAGGAGGAGACGUUCGUUGAGAAGAUCGAACAAUCCUUCGACUAUCCUUUAUCUGAUGGGAGUCAAUUCCAGAUGACACCUCAAGUCGUUGUGAUAGAACAUCAUCAUUCGAGAAGUGAUCCACUACCAAUGGAGAACGUCUUGAGAAGCAUGAAACCGAAUUUCUCGACUCCGCGAAUCUAUGAAUCCGAUUCCGGUAGUACGAGCAGUCUCUACGCGAAGAUCAAUCCAAAGUCAAAAGUUCGAGUUCCACGGGGGAAUCUUGAAAGGAGCGACGAGACCGUUGAAAUUGAGGCCUCCAAGAAUGCUGAGGAUCGAACGACACCAUUGGAAGAAGUCUACGUGAAAUCGACGAAAUUGACAACUUUUAGUGGGGGUAGUACACCAAGCGAUGUGAAUGUCACGUGCAGAGAACCAACGGUCGAAAGAGAAUGCAUUAGUCCCGAGGAAGCACUUCGAACGAUAAAACGACGAAAUUACCCUAAGGUUCUACCAGACAUCGAGAAAAGACGUUCUCUUCCGGUACCAACUACCUUGUUCCUUCCGAAACAACAUGGGAACUCUUUAAGGGGUUACAAGGGUACUUUACCUAGUCCUGUAUCAGGACAACCUCCGUUACCACCGCCAAGAAUGUUCGGCACAUCGAAGAGCUUGGAAUUCGCCGAAGAGAAGGAAAACCAUUGUGAGGAGGAAGCUGUUACUAGUGAUCUUCACAUUGGACCAUUAACCAAACGACAAGAUUCUUCUGCUAAAAACAACUCCGAUCCUAGCAUCAUCGAUUCCAUAGAAGGAAAUAUGAUCAAUAGCGUUCAUUCUGGUGGUGGUAGUGUUGACACCAUUUAUACCAAUCCAAGAUGUCCGGUACAUGGCGGAUCCUACACAUUUUCACCGAACUCUCAGAUACUCGACAAAGAUAUCGGAGAUCCUAGAAGAGACUUCAUCGAGGCAGGAAUGGGCAACCCUAAUUGGUACAAGCCUGUAUCGAAGGAAGGUAAGGUAGUGCCGGUAAUGUCAUUGGCAUCCUCAGAACCGCGGAUCGUGAUCGCUCCUAGGGAACCAGAGAGGCAGCAGCGAUUGCUCGUUGGUAACGCAAAUUGGGAUAGGACAGGCGAGCCAAAGAUCGUGAUCACUCCGAGAGUGGUUAAUCUUCUAGGACAGGGUAAUCAAGAUCUCAGCCAGACUAUAGCCAAUGUAGGAGAUGCUUGCUCCGUUGAAACCGUGAUAUCUCCUUCGAAAGCUCAUACCAUCGAUUUAGGCUCAUCGGAACGAUUAGAGCUCGAAUCUAAUAGUAGUAGCAAUUUAACUAGUUCGAAGGAGGAAAGAAAGGAACCGCGUAUCAUAAUAACUGCUGGUGAUCCAAAGAAUACUUGUACGACGAAUUCAAAACAACCAAAAAUUAUUAUAAAACCUACAACUAGCUUUCAGAAGAGCAGAGAUCAAAGGAACAUACCGAAAAUCUCAGCCAUACCAUUGGUGGAACGACAAAAUAGUCAGAACGUCGAAAGGGAUAAGAUCUUAGAACGUAAAGAGAACAGGCCUACUGUCGAAAGACCUCCCUUGAGAGAAAAGCCGAAAGUAACGAGAAUACCGUCCUUCUCAAGACGAAAAGAGGACUUACCUAUCGGUAUCGAUAAAUCGUUAACACAGACGCAUACAGAGAAGACGGAGAUUGUGCAAAGAGUCGAGGCAGUACCUGGUAAAAUCUCGAAUGUGACUUAUGCACAUGACGGUAAAUCUUCUAUUCCUACUCUUCAGAAAAAGGACAGCGAAAAGUCAUCUAUAACAGGUGAAGAUUCCAAUGGAAUCCCAACUGGUACAGUCAAAAGGAAACCUUCGUAUAAGAAAUAAUAUGAGACAUUUUAUCAACUAGUUCUACUAGUUUGUUUUGUCUUGAUUCUUUUUUUCUUUUUUUUUUUUUUUUUUCUUCUUUUUUGCACUAUCAAAGGAAAUACGAAAAGUAUUUAAAACAGGACAAAUUCGUAGCUGGUAGGAAAUCGACUAAAGACAAGAUAACAGACUAUAUCAAUAAAUAGAAAUUAAUGAUAAAUUAAAAUAAUCAAAUAAUGUUGAUAUAAUUAAUAUAGAGAAUAGAUAAGCUAAAUGAAUAGAAUGAUAAAACGAUGGGAAUAAUGUAAACUAACAAUUAUGUAGAUUUAACAGGUGAAAGCAUCGUGUUAGGGAAAAAGUAUUGUCCGAUUUAACGUAGCAUUUAACUUUUAGAAAUUUGACGAUAUUUUUCCUUUAAAUCGAUAUCUUAAUCUUAAUGAUGCAAAGACAAAAAUACAUUGAAUUUUACAGGCCGAUUUACAUCUUCGUAGACUGAUCCUUGCACUUACCUACAAACUAUUCUCUCAGAGAAUUCAACAAAGACUUUUAGUUCCAGUAAAUCGAAUGUCGAAGCUGUGUUGGUACGUUCUCUUUCGUCUCGUAACUUUCAACGAUUCCAAAGGGGAAAACUGAUCUAUCGAUAUCAUUCUCUGAAACCUAAAGCCGAUGUUGAAGUAUUCCAUAGAAAGAGAGUUGGCGAAAAGAUUCGGUCCAGUGCAUGCUAAAGUAAUGAAACCAUCUUUCUAUUUGAGCGGACUGUUGGAUUCGACGGGCCGAAGGAAGAGAUUGAAAAGUCCUCCAUGAAAGAGAUCGAUUCUGAUUUUGAACGAUGCAACGACAAAUUUUAUUCUAAAAAAAAAGAAACUAGCAAAGUGGAAAACUAUAUUUUUAUGAUCGGUAAUAGUGUGUCUGUUGCAAUUAUGUAAAUGUAAGACAUAUUGCUUGUAAAAAUUAUCUUCGUGAGAUUGAAACUACUUGCGUAAUUAAGUGAAUACGAUUAUGUGAAUCACUUUCGUAAAAAAAGUGAUUAGUUCUAUAAUAAAAAAAAAAAAAAAAAAAAA